This is a messenger RNA of Haliotis rubra (blacklip abalone), 1533 nucleotides long. RefSeq names its product ethanolamine kinase 1-like. Gene Ontology annotation, cellular component: cytoplasm. Bases 85 to 1149 code for a protein of 354 amino acids. Gene Ontology annotation, biological process: phosphatidylethanolamine biosynthetic process. NCBI's taxonomy places the organism in Eukaryota, Metazoa, Mollusca, Gastropoda, Lepetellida, Haliotidae. Gene Ontology annotation, molecular function: ethanolamine kinase activity. The transcript has 8 exons. The record is from RefSeq and is a predicted model, not a curated record.
UUCGGUCACACCGCGAAGUUCGCUCGGAGUUCACUGGAACGUUCCGAUUGUCAGGCGACACGGACGUAGCAGACAGCUCCCAACAUGGCUGCCUCUAUUCCUCACUACGAGAUUUCCGUGGACACAACAAAGAUCCAGGAUGGAGCGAGAGAAAUUAUCAAACGUGUUAAACCUGCAUGGGACAUACAUAGUCUUACAUUUAAGCUCUUCACAGAGGGAAUUACCAAUGCUCUUGUCGGAGGAUACCAGCCAGACAACAAAGAUGACAUGGUUCUUGUACGGAUCUAUGGGGAAAAGACGGAGUUGAUCAUUGACAGGCAGGCAGAGAAGGAUACCUUCAUCCUGCUGAGUGGGGCAGGAUGUUCCCCACCCCUCUACUGCACCUUUACCAACGGCAUGGCUUAUGGCUUCGUGAAAGGGGUGCCUCUUGAUGAGAAGAUGGUAAAGGAUGCUAAUAUAAGGACUCUGAUAGCCAAGGAAAUUGCCAAACUGCAUUCACUUAAAAAAUCAGAUCAAGGGACCUCUAAUCCUGUACCCUAUAUCUUCACAAAGAUACAGAACUUUAUCAACUUGGCACCUGACAGUUUCCCUGAGCAAGAGAGACAGAAGAUUUUCGAGGGUGAGUUACAGUCCAAGGCAGCAAUUCAAGAAGAGUUCAACAUGUUGAAGGGGCAUCUAGAGGCUCUCACCUGUGAUGUUGUCUUCUCCCACAACGACUUGCUGCUGCAGAACAUUGUGUUUGACAGUCAGUCAAAUAAAGUUGGUUUUAUAGACUACGAGUAUGGUUUUUACAACCUCCAAGCAUUUGACAUUGGUAAUCAUUUCAACGAAUACGCUGGUGUAGAUGAAGUAGAUUACAGUCGUUUUCCUGACCGUGACUAUCAGUUGUCAUGGAUACGUAUUUACCUGGAGGAGUAUUAUUCACUUAUUGGGAGGCAGUCAACAGUCAGUGAUACUGAUGUGGAGAGACUUUAUGUACAGGUCAACAAGUGUGCCUUAGGUUCUCAUUUCUUCUGGGGAGUCUGGGCACUUAUACAAGCCCAAAAUUCCAAGAUUGACUUUGAUUUCCUAGCAUAUUCAGUUACAAGAUUUAAGGAAUAUUUCCGAAGACGGGAUGCGUUCUUGUCUUUGAAGGAGCCUCUGAUUUAACAUCAUCAACCACAGUGAAAUUUACUCUCAGUCCAAUAUUCAAAGGCGUCUACAAUAUCCUAAUAAUCAUCUAAGUAGGGUUUAGUAAUGCCAGGUAAUAUUAUAUACACAUUUUGCAAUUCACAGAGGGCAUAAGUGUGAAAAAGAUAUUGCUUUAAUUCUACAUAUUCAAAGACAACAUGACUCAUCAUUUUGAUGUAUGUAAAAACAUUGCAUAAACUACUGGAUUCAAUGACAUAUUGAUCAUCAAAACUAUAAUCUCAUUCAACACUAGGGGUGGGUAUUGCAGAGAAUUUUCAUAUUGCGAUAUAUUGCGAUGCGAAAGCAUGUAUUGCGAUAUGUAUUGCAAUAUAUUGCAUGAAGUAUUUUUAAACAAAAAACUAC